Messenger RNA from Xyrichtys novacula (pearly razorfish), 5729 nucleotides. Lineage: Eukaryota; Metazoa; Chordata; Actinopteri; Labriformes; Labridae. The record is from the annotation of a GenBank genome assembly.
AUGUCCAUCAGUCGGAAGAACUGGUCGGCUCUUUCCAGGUAAGACUAGAGGGUUGUUAGCCUACUUCUUUUUUUCCGAGAAACAAAACACCUCUGUGUUGCUGCUUUUCGACAAAAUUAUUGUCUUAAUUUGCUGCCCAGCUAAAUGGCUUCACAUGACAGCCAAACAUCAUAAUUUGUGUGUUUAAUAAAGUUAAUAAUUUGGUGACUUCUUACAUCUUUAGUCUGCAGACCUCUGAGCUGACACUAUGGCCAAUAAAAAAAGUAUUUUUUCUGCUUCCUUCACGUCUACCUGGGGUGUGAUAGAUUAUUUUGAUUAAACCCUAUGUGUAUUAAGUCACUUUUACUCUAUGCUUUUAGGUUUGAGUCAAGUCAUGACUAGAAAAAUAAAGACUGAGUGGUUUAUUUAAAGUUUCCCAGAUAAGCAAACAACAGUGCCUCUAUAGUUAUAGCAGUUGAUGAACAAGUAAAGCAGGUUCUGUGUAACCGUUAGCCUAUAAUAAUCCUUUCCAUCAACCAAAACAGGCAGUUAACUGGAUUAAUAUCUGUAAACUCCAUGAGAGAUUCAUAACUUCAUAAAAGCUGAGAUUGUAUUGCGCAUUUCCAUUCUUGCUUCGGUUUCAUUUUUAAGCCACGUGCAUGUUAUGAUUCUGCCCUCAGCCUGGCGCGCCAGUGGACUAUGGAGGAUGAGGAAGAGGCGGAGAGGGAGAGGAGAAGGAAGGUGAAGAGCAGUACCACAGAUCCGGAUACCGAAGAUAGCCAAACACCAGGAGACUCACCCACGAGUGACAGCACCCCUGGGACAGGCUCAGCAAGUGAGACGUCCCAGGGCCUCAACAGGUUAUUACCAAAGCAGAUUUUAUUGAUUAAAACUUACCUAAAAAAAAAAAAAAACUAUUAUUCAUGGCUAUCAGCUCUUCUCCUUUGUUGUGUCUUAUUUGUAAGAGGGCCGAAGGGAAGCUUUCUGUGUGAAUCACUCUCCUCCUCAGGUCUUAUACGUUCUAGGGGAUAGAUUUCAGAAGAAGAAGGAGAAGAUCUCCACUUUUGCCCUUUGGGAGAGAGUCAUCUGUAUACUUUACAAACACCAAAAAAACCCGAUACUAUGCACAGAAAGUUUAAAAAGGUUUUCAAAAACACCAUCAGCUGAUUACCUGGAGCAGGAGCCAUUUUCAAAGAGAGAGAGGGACUGUAGAGCCUUUCUUUAUGGAAACUUGAUCAGAUAAAUGAGUGACAGGUUACUCGGGCUCCUUGUCUAAAACUAUCCAUCAUCAAUAUAUUCUGCUAACAGUGUGUAUGCUCUAUUCAUUUUCAGUCUGGAUCAGGUGCAGCUGGAUUUUGUAGAGAUGCUGCGCGUCCGUGAUGAAAAGCGCCGGAAGAGGCAUGUGGAGACGCUAACACGACAGAGGGAAGUUGAGGAGGAUGGAGCGGAGGCCAGCAGGGAAGGAGCAGAAAGUGGGGCCAGGGUGGAGUUGUUGGGGGACAUGGAUGAGGGUGAGAUUAGUGUGUUUCCCCCUGCGCCGCUCGCUAAGCCACAAUCACCUGUAAAAACCACGUCGUACAGUCCUGCAAACAGCAGAAGCAGCAGUACGAGCACCACCAUCACAAACAGACAAGUAAGACUGGAGUCACUUUUUACCUUUCUGAACAGUUAAAGAGAUUCUGUCAAAAUUGCUUUGGAGACAUACCUAAGUUCUCAUGUGACAAGAUGACAGCUAUGCUCGCAGAUUUCUCUAUUACUACGGACUCUGUUCUAACUUAACACAGUUUGAUAUUCAGGGGUAAUGUUGACAGUCUGAGCGUAGCAGAUUAGCAUGAUAGCACCUGCUGAUUAACAUCAUCUGGGAUCCAUGGAUGCUCUUACGGAACAUUGUGCUAACAAAAGCAUCCUUUUCAGUGAGAGGGGAAACUUUUACCUGCUUACAGUACUCGCGUCCAAGUUUAGGGACUUGGACUAAGAACGUCAGUCAUCCAAUAGUUGUAAUCAGAGUUGAGAUCAAAGUGGUGGAAACGCUGUCCACCAGGCUGACAUUUCUAUCCUCGGAAAAUAAACCACAAGCAUGGCUAAAAAAAGAACAAAGUGCAUCUACUAAUAGAGAGAUCUGUUGAUGGAACAAACUGGCAAACCAGUCAUGUUUCACUUAGUCAUGAUACAGUGGCAGGUCAUGGUGCCAACCUGCUGUGUGGUUUAUCACAGUUAACUGUUACCCCACACAGAGGGAGAGAUGUUAAUCAUUUCCUAGAUUUUACAACAACAACUUGUGUCUCUCUCCAAUCAGGUGAAAAUAUAAAUAGAUCUAGUCUGUUUUUUUUUUCUAUAAACAUCAGAAUAUAUAGAGUUAUUAAAUUAAGGAAAAUGGAGUGAAUGCUGUAUUGUUUCCUGUCUUAUAACCGUUCUCUUCCUGUUCAUCAAGUGCCCAUGCAAAUCAUCCAUAAAACUUUGAUAAGGUGUACUUAAGGUCAUAAUUUGAGCUUUAUCUUUUAUGAUGCUCACAGCCAGCUUUUAUUCAGCGGAUCUGCAAAUGAGUCCAUAGCUGUUCAGUGUUAUGUAACCCAAGGUGUGCCUCUGAUGUUGUGUGAAAGCCUCUGUGCUGUGUACUCAUGUUUAUUUUUUCUCCUGUUUGUUUCUUUGUUAGAACGAAAAUAGAGAGUCAUCAGGCAAAGCCCCUGAUCCCAAACCACCGUCCAACCCGACACGCAAGUUUGUCAGGUUAAUAAACACAAUUUUAUUUCUUGUUCGUAUUGCAUGUUUGUCUAUGGGGCGGAUCAUAACAGAUCAAACAGUUUUUUUUAAGAGAUGAGGGGUAUUAAUUCUUCACAGGGAAGUCAAAGUGAGGCAGUGCAGAAGAGCGAUGGGAGAAUUAACCUUCAGAAAGAUAUUCUCUAUUAUCUGCUAUUGACUAGAUUUGGUUUAUCGCUGGAAUAAUGACCGUAUAAAGCUGGCUUUAAAGUAAGAAAACAAAGACUAGAAAGUAGAUAGAGCAUUUAAAACGACCUUCUUCCGAAGAGACCAAUGAUGGAGUCAGAAGAGAAUAAACUGCCAGUGGAGUCGACAAGGUAAAGAAGUGUUAAGCCUACCAGCUCUUGAGUUUGUUUGGAUUUUGUUUGGAUCAUUUUAAACAUUGUGUGGUAAUUUUUAAGAGUAUGACAUGGUGGAGAAACUGUUAGUCUUGACGUAAGUGACUUUAACACCCUUUGAGAGGUAGAAACAGAUGUGUGAGGGUCGUGAGGGUGCUGUGAUGGUUUCAAUACCCUGUGGCUCUGCUGGGACUUGUUUCUGGAUCACUGCUUGCUUCUUUAUGCAAAUCUUGCCCUGACCUUUCCCUUAACUUGCAUCUCUGAUGUCGCAGCUCGGUCUCCAUCUCCCUUGACCGAAGUCCCUCAACCAGUGGGUGCACAUCUCCCAUGAGCCCCGGGUCUCCGACAACCCCUUCGUCACCUCAGGAGCACUGGCCGUCUCCCUGUCAGAGCCCCUCUCCUCGGGGAGCUCAGAGUCCUGUUCAGAAUGGACACGCACAGGAGGUAAUUGAUCAAACACAGUGUAAGGUGACAACACCUUGUCUGCUUUUAAUGCCAAUGUUUGUUACGCUCUGGCGCCACUGCUCUCUGAAUUUAAAAAGCAGCAUCACCCUCUAGUGGUGAGAUUAAUCACUACAGCAUUGGAUAUCUUCUGAAAUCUGCAACUGCUUAUUUGCCACUGCUGCCUUUAAACAUUAAACUUCUCAAAGCUCGGUAAAAACCUGGUUGAGCUGUCUCACUGCCUGAAUUUAACAUCAUUUCACUUUACCUUAGACUGGUGUGAAUGGCUCUCCCUCCAGCGGCAACUUUGCACAGACUUCCAAACCUGCGUUCACCAGACAGAGCUCCAGGACUAUAUCUUUCAGGGUAAACACAAAGCAGACAUUAAUUUUCUGCCUAUUUGACUGUUAAAACUUGCUUAAUCUCACAUCAGCUAUUAGACUAUCAGCUCAGGGUCAUUUGCUUGUGCCUCUCAAAAUUCGGGCCCAUGCUAAUGCUGUAGCUGCAGCAAUAUUGACCAGCUUUGACUGCUGACUGGAUGCUUUGUUGAAGAUGGAGUGACAGUGCUGGUCAUUAGCCGCUUAUAUAGAUGACUGUAUAACCUCAGCUUUAAUGUUUGGGUUUCCUUACAGAUGAUGAGGAAGAAAGAAGAGGAGAUUUCACCUCUGCAGAGAAGGUAAAGAAACACCUUUGGUUUUAACUCUAGUCUGUUUUUGUAUCUACCUCACUCCAAGUGCUGAGUACUUUUUUUUAAUGUUGUUGUUGUAGUUCGAGUGUGAGGAUGGCCUCAAAGAAGUUUGAACCCAACACUGUAAGAUGAUCAUUUUCUUUCACCUGAAUUAAAACAAUAAUACUAAGGUUGUGAGGUUGUUCUGACAAAAUUAAGUAAAUAGUUAUAAGUGAUCAAUUUAUAGCUUGUAUGUUUGUUGCAUGCAUUACUUGUACUGGGAGAUAUUUCAUCUGUUAAGAUAUUGACUCAGACGCUAGUGCAUCAAAAUGUUAGUUAAGUUGCAAUGUAUAUAUGAUUUGAGUUGCAUGUAGUCGAAUCAUAGUGUGUACAAUAUUAACUAUCUUUUUGUUUGGUGAAUUGGACCAGGACCAAAAUGAGGAUGAGGAUAAAUCAUCAUCUUUCCAGAGAAAGUGAGUUUGUAGAGUUAAUUUAUUUUAUCUAAAGUUUAGUGAUCUUAAUUUUAGUCAAAGUGUGUGUCCACAGCUGCAUCUGUUAAUAUACUGAGUGUGUAUUCUGAUUUCCAUCCAGCUCCAGGCAGAGGAUUUCAUCCAGGUCCAUUCAGGAGAAAAUGGAGAGGCUGGCUCAGGCCGCACAGGUUAGACUCUCGGGCAAAUAAAGCAUACUAUUCAAGUGGAGAAGUGCUAUUGUGUUUUCUAACUUUGAGUUCUUGUUUGUGUGUAGAAAUCUGAAGUUGUGAAAUCUCCAGAUGUGACCCAGAGGACCCUGCACCUGUUGGACGAGGUGUCCAGGAAGAGAGGUCUCUUUGAGAAGGAGCAGCAGGCGUCAUCCCUGACUAGCCCUGGAGUUUCCAGACAGGUAUGUUUCCUCGACAUUUUCUUUCUCUUUCAGAUUCACAUGCUUUUACAAAGAAGCACAGUUAUACUGAUUAUUUGGAGCCUCUGUUUAUGUUUAUCUUUGUGUAUCAGGAUUUUAGAAACUUUGCAUCAGGAAUGUCAGACCGGAUCAACCGCUGGCUCAACAAGACCAACCAACCCAUGUCAUCACACAGUCCAACUGUAAGGCUUUUUCUGCAUCUGCUUCCUGUAACAAGGUGUACAAGUGUGACUCCGGCUGCUAGAGGGCAGUAGUGCUCUUUCACUAAGACUGAGCGUGACUCACUGUCCAGAGCAGGUUUUACUGCUCACUUUCUCCUGCUUAUUUCUAGUUAAUCUGGAGUUGUAGGUUCACUGUGUUAAGAGCAGAAAAAAUUAAAAGGUUAUUUUUCCCUAAAUGAAUAAAAAAAAGUCCUGAAGAAAAAAAGUUGUUUAGAUUAUACAGAGAAAUUUAUCCAACCUUUUUCAGUGUUUAUGAUAUCUAAAUUUCCUUUACUCUGACUGUUGUACUGAGGGUUUUGAAGAAGUAUAUGACCAUUUUCCCAAUUGUAGGAUUUAAGACAUGUGGACAUCACCAGCAAGAGGAGCCUGUUCGAGAACCGAGAAGAGGACAGCAUUCCCAAAACCACUCCUGUAAAAAUCAACAAGUGA